CGCGCGCGCCGCCUCACGCUAGUCCUCAGGCAGACCGCGUCGGCCCUUUCGGCGCGCGCCCGGGCCCGGCCCCGGCUCCCCACUCGGGCCGGCUGGCUCGCGGGUUCUCUAGCCCCGCCCACCUUGGCGCCGCCGCUGGGCGCUUGCGCGGGGCGCGUGGCCGUGGUCGGGGUCUCCGCCGCAGCCUGAGCCGCUGCCGCCGCCUCAAUCAGUCAGUUAGUCCCCAGCAAUGGCGGACGGAGGUGAGCGUGAGGAGCUGCUCUCGCCGUCGCCGGUCUCUCCGGCCAAGCGGCUGUGUUCGUGGCCCAGCCCGCAAGCUCACCACCCUCGCAGUUCGCCCAGGGCAGCUGGCGGAGGGGCGGGGGGCGUCGGCAGCAGCUGCCUGGCCCUCGGAGCCCGCCCCCACCUGCAGCCGGAGUCCUUACUGGACUGCGCCGCCAAGACGGUGGCAGAAAAGUGGGCGUACGAACGGGUGGAGGAGCGCUUCGAGCGGAUCCCGGAGCCCGUGCAACGCCGCAUCGUCUACUGGUCUUUCCCGCGGAAUGAGCGGGAGAUCUGCAUGUACUCCAGCUUCCAGUACCGGGGCGGCCCCGGCGCCGGCGCGGCUGGUGGCGCCUUGGGGGCUCCGCCGGCCGAGGAGGGGCUGCCACCACCCCCCGGGGCCGCCGCUCCGGCCGGCUCCGCCCCCGGGACUGUCGCGGCUGGGGCAACCCCCGGGCUAGGCGCAGGGGCCGGCGCGGCCGGCUGCGGUGGCGAGGGGCUCCCGUUCCGCCGGGGCAUCCGUCUGCUGGACAGCGGCUCCGUGGAGAACGUGCUGCAAGUCGGCUUUCAUCUGAGUGGCACAGUAACUGAGCUGGCCACUGCUUCUGAACCAGCAGUGACUUACAAAGUUGCAAUCAGUUUUGAUAGAUGCAAAAUCACCUCAGUGACAUGUGGCUGUGGGAACAAGGAUAUAUUCUACUGUGCCCAUGUGGUAGCACUCUCACUCUACAGGAUCCGUAAACCAGACCAAGUCAAAUUGCGUCUUCCUAUCUCUGAAACCCUUUUCCAGAUGAAUAGGGACCAGCUACAAAAGUUUAUUCAAUAUUUAAUCACGGCACACCACACUGAAGUUCUUCCUACUGCACAGAAACUGGCAGAUGAGAUUCUAUCUUCCAACUCAGAAAUCAACCAAGUGAACGGUGCCCCUGACCCCACAGCUGGGGCCAGCAUUGAUGAUGAGAACUGUUGGCAUUUGGAUGAAGAACAGGUGAAAGAACAAGUGAAGCUUUUUCUCUCCCAGGGGGGUUACUGUGGCUCUGGAAAGCAACUCAACUCAAUGUUUGCCAAGGUUCGAGAAAUGCUGCGGAUGAGAGAUUCCAAUGGAGCAAGGAUGCUGACGCUAAUAACUGAGCAGUUCAUGGCUGACCCACGACUCACACUCUGGAGACAACAAGGAACAAACAUGACGGAUAAGUGCAGGCAGCUCUGGGAUGAGCUAGGGGCUUUAUGGGUGUGCAUAAUUUUAAAUCCACACUGCAAACUAGAGGCGAAAUCUUGCUGGCUGCAGCAGCUGCAGAAGUGGAGCGACCUGGAUGUCUGUCCCCUAGAGGAUGGAAACUAUGGACAUGAGCUGCCAAACAUCACCAAUGCACUUCCCCAGCAUGCCAUUCACAACCCAGACUCCUUAUCCAGACCAAGACGAACAGUAUUCACUAGAGCCAUUGAGGGCCGUGAAUUACAUUGGCAGGACAGCCACCUACAGCGAAUAAUCAGCAGUGAUAUUUAUACAGCACCUGCCUGCCAGCGAGAAAGUGAAAGACUACUCUUUAAUUCCCAAGGCCAGCCACUGUGGCUUGAGCAUGUGCCUACAGCCUGUGCUCGGGUUGAUGCCCUACGUUCUCAUGGUUAUCCAAAAGAGGCCCUCAGACUCACAGUGGCCAUUAUUAAUACUCUGAGGUUGCAGCAGCAGCGGCAACUGGAAAUCUACAAGCAUCAGAAGAAAGAACUAUUGCAGAGAGGAACCACAACCAUCACAAACCUGGAGGGCUGGGUGGGCCACCCUCUGGAUCCCAUUGGCUGCCUGUUUCUCACUUUGACUGAGGCCUGCCGCCUGAAUGAUGAUGGCUAUCUGGAGAUGUCAGAUGUGAAUGAAAGCAGACCCCCUGUGUACCAGCAUGUACCUGUGGCUACAGGCUCCCCAAACAGCAGUGAGUCCUACCUGUCAUUGGCCCUGGAAGUUGCAUUGAUGGGACUGGGUCAACAGAGGGUAAUGCCUGAAGGCCUCUAUGCACAGGACAAGGUGUGCCGUAAUGAGGAGCAGCUUCUGAGCCAACUUCAAGAGCUACAGCUGGACGAUGAGCUAGUGCAAACAUUGCAAAAACAGUGCAUCUUACUGCUGGAAGGGGGCCCUUUCAGCGGUCUGGGAGAAGUCAUCCACCGAGAGAGUGUUCCCAUGCAUACCUUUGCCAAGUAUUUGUUCUCAGCUCUGCUGCCUCAUGACCCAGACCUGUCCUAUAAAUUAGCCUUACGUGCCAUGAGGUUACCUGUUUUAGAAAACUCAGCUUCUGCAGGCGACACAUCCCACCCUCACCAUAUGGUGUCUGUGGUGCCCAGCCGUUAUCCUCGCUGGUUCACGCUUGGACACUUGGAAUCACAGCAGUGUGAACUGGCCUCCACCAUGCUGACUGCUGCCAAAGGAGACACUUUGAGACUCCAAACAAUUCUGGAAGCAAUACAGAAGCACAUUCAUUCUUCCUCCCUUAUCUUCAAACUGGCCCAAGAUGCAUUCAAGAUUGCUACUCCCACUGACAGUAGUACUGACAGCACCCUGCUCAACGUUGCCCUGGAACUUGGGUUACAGGUGAUGCGGAUGACCUUAUCAACCCUUAAUUGGAGACGCAGGGAGAUGGUACGAUGGUUGGUGACCUGUGCUACAGAAGUGGGUGUGCGGGCCCUGGUGAGCAUCUUGCAGAGCUGGUACACACUCUUCACCCCUACUGAGGCUACUAGUAUUGUAGCUGCCACAGCUGUAUCCCACACCACUAUCCUGCGCCUCAGUCUUGACUAUCCACAGCGGGAGGAACUGGCUAGCUGUGCUCGCACACUGGCCCUGCAAUGUGCUAUGAAGGAUCCACAGAGCUGUGCCCUGUCAGCCCUUACACUCUGUGAGAAAGACCACAUUGCCUUUGAGGCAGCCUACCAGAUUGCCAUUGAUGCUGCUGCUGGUGGCAUGACCCAUUCACAACUGUUCACCAUUGCCCGAUACAUGGAGCUCCGUGGUUAUCCGCUACGUGCCUUCAAGCUGGCCUCAUUGGCCAUGAGCCAUCUUAACCUGGCCUACAACCAGGAUACUCACCCAGCCAUCAAUGAUGUGCUCUGGGCUUGUGCUCUCAGCCACUCUCUGGGCAAGAAUGAGCUGGCAGCUCUCAUCCCCCUGGUGGUGAAAAGUGUGCAUUGUGCCACAGUGCUUUCAGACAUCCUACGACGCUGCACAGUGACUGCACCUGGCCUGGCUGGCAUCCCAGGCCGCCGCAGCUCUGGAAAGCUCAUGUCCACUGACAAAGCUCCGCUGCGCCAGUUGCUGGAUGCCACCAUCAAUGCCUAUAUCAACACUACACACUCACGCCUAACACACAUCAGCCCUCGCCACUAUGGAGAGUUCAUUGAGUUUCUAAGCAAGGCUCGGGAGACCUUCCUGCUGCCCCAGGAUGGCCACCUGCAGUUUGCCCAGUUCAUUGACAACCUCAAACAGAUCUACAAAGGCAAGAAAAAGUUGAUGCUGCUGGUGCGAGAGCGCUUUGGCUGAGAAAGCAGAUAGCUCACUGCCAGAGCAGCCUGGGUUCCCAGGUAGUAUCAGGUCAGACCAAGGACACUGAAACAUUUGUUCACCCUGAGAGGACUCUGAGCAGCUAUGGCUGAGGCCAAAGGACCACAGGGCUAAGGAUGGGGAGAGUCCAACUCUAGUUGAUAUGCCUACCUUGGCAAGCUUCUCGCUACAGCCCACUGUUCAUGGAUGAGCUGAGCCCUGCAGACCGACCAGAAACCCCACAACAUGCCACCUCAUGCCCCUAUAUCCUGCAUGUCCUGGGCAUUGGCCCUGUCUCCCUUGGCAAACACAGAACACUGUUCCGUCUCAGGGAUUGCUUAACCAGAGAAACAGACACAUUUAUGGUACUGUAAAUACUAUAGCAUAUGUGUUGCCAAUUAUUGUAAAGUUGUAACUAUUUAUAAUUCUGGUUCUGAUUUGAUGGGCGCUUGAAGUAGCUAUGGGUGGGAGGAUAUGCUUAUUUUCUGAGGAGACUCACAACCAUUUCUCAGGUUUCCCUUGCAAAGUAUAUGCUGGUAGCAGUGGAAGAGUGGGGUUGCCAAGGAGAAAAAUGGCCAGUUAGAAUCAAUCCCAAGUCUAGUCUAUG
Saimiri boliviensis boliviensis (Bolivian squirrel monkey) is the source of this 4394-nucleotide messenger RNA. It is a transcript of the gene ZSWIM5, whose product is annotated as zinc finger SWIM-type containing 5. Gene Ontology annotation, cellular component: Cul2-RING ubiquitin ligase complex. NCBI's taxonomy places the organism in Eukaryota, Metazoa, Chordata, Mammalia, Primates, Cebidae. Gene Ontology annotation, molecular function: zinc ion binding. The record is from RefSeq and is a predicted model, not a curated record.